Molecule: messenger RNA, 1520 nt
Organism: Manihot esculenta (cassava)
Lineage: Eukaryota; Viridiplantae; Streptophyta; Magnoliopsida; Malpighiales; Euphorbiaceae
Product: GATA transcription factor 9
Exons: 2
Coding region: 146-1123 (325 amino acids)
Biological process (GO): positive regulation of DNA-templated transcription
Cellular component (GO): nucleus
Molecular function (GO): sequence-specific DNA binding; zinc ion binding
Source: RefSeq, a predicted model, not a curated record
AUCCACCUCCAUUCUCACUCUCUCUUACACACUCUCUCUCUCUCUCUCUCUCUCUCUCUAAAAGCUUCGCACUCACACUCACUUCUCUCUUUCUACACAUCAUUUACUCAUACCUCCCCUUCCCUUUCCCCUACUUUAGGGACAAAUGGAGGUACCGGACUUCUUCAUCGGUGGCCAUUACAGCGGAGGAGCAGCGGCAGAGUUCUUGCCAGAGAAAAGAAUUUCCGAACAGAAACCAGGGGACCACUUCGCAGUUGAUGACCUCCUUGAUUUCCCAAACGAGGAUGAUGCUACAAUGACUGAUUGUUUCUUUGAUAAUAUCACUAAGAAAUGCGCUGUUACUACUGAUUCUUCCACGUUCACCUCCAAUGAUAGCAGCAAUUCUUCCAUUUCCGGCAAUCACGUCGGUUACCGGAGCUUCGACGACUCUCAGUUCUCCAGCGAACUAUGUGUUCCGUAUGAUGACUUGGCUGAGCUUGAAUGGCUCUCAAAUUUUGUGGAAGAUUCUUUCUCAACGGAACAAAACCUCCAAGCCAACUUCCACAUGAUAUCGGGAUCCAAAUCACCCACACCAGAGUCCUCCUCAUCUGAAUCCCACCCUGAAUCAUCACUCCGUAACCUUAAUAACCCGAUGUUUCAGCCGGAAACUCCACUCCCCGGCAAGGCCCGCUCUAAGCGCUCCCGAGCCGCUCCCUGUGAUUGGUCCACGCGUCUCCUCCAUCUCUCACCCGUCACCAAACCAUUCUCCAAAAAACAAGGAAAUCAUAAUCCAAAUCCCGGUACAGAAACUCCGGUGAGGAAAUGUCUUCAUUGUGCUGCGGAGAAGACUCCUCAGUGGCGGACUGGUCCCAUGGGACCAAAAACUUUGUGCAAUGCUUGUGGAGUACGGUACAAGUCGGGUCGGUUGGUACCCGAAUACAGACCUGCAGCAAGUCCAACUUUUGUCUCCACGAAGCAUUCAAAUUCACAUAGGAAGGUCUUGGAGCUUAGGAGGCAGAAGGAAUUGCAUAUGGCACAACAGGAACAGUUUCUACAUCAAAGAUCGAUUUUCGGCCUAUCUAACGGUAGCGAUGAUUUCUUUAUCCAUCAUCACAGCGGGCCCAAUUUUAGGCAUAUGAUCUAGUGGCUCCGAGAGUAGCAUUAGUUGGUAAUUUUGUUUCAACAAAUUUGAAUUUGCAGUUUUUUUUUUUGUUUUUUGGAAAAAAAAAAGUAUUAAGUGGGAAGAGAGAGAGAGAGAGAGAGAGAGAGAGAGAGAGAGGAGUGGACAAGGGGAAGAGAAGGAAUUAAUUGAUUCUUCAAUGUAACUCUUAACUUUGUUAACCAAAAAAAAAAGGCAAAAAUUAUAAGUAAUUUGAAUUUUAUCAGAAAUUUUCUUAUUUUCAGCAUCAACAAAAUAGCAAAUUAAUAAAGAAAUAGAAAAAUAUCUAAGGGGGUAUAGUGAGCUUUCUGGAAACAGUUCAAUGAAGUCCUUUGGCCCGCGGAAAGUAUGGUGCUCCCAUACCUAAAUUACCUUGCACAUU